GGCACCAUUGGUUCACUCUCUGGGCGACGUCAGUGAGAGAGGGUGGUCUUUCCUUCGUUCGUUUUCUUCACGUAAAUGCAAAAAAUCACAAAAAAAUUGUAAUUUGCCAAAAACCCAAAAAAAAAAUUAAGAAUACUAACUUGUAAGUUAAGUUAGAAAAAAAAAUCCUCUUAAGGCGAACACUGUGCUCUUAUUCCAUCACAAUCUGUUACUCGGCCAUUUAUCUUCAGAUCAAUUUAUAUCUUUCACCAUCUUGAUAAACCUGACAAAUUUCUGAAAAAAUGAACAACACUGCUGGAGCUAAUUACCCAAUCGCCUCUCUGUACGUUGGUGAUCUUCACAAUGAGGUCACUGAAGCCAUGUUAUUUGAGAAGUUUUCCACUGCUGGGCCUGUGGUCUCUAUUAGAGUUUGCAGAGACAUGAUUACUCGUCGCUCACUGGGCUAUGCAUAUGUCAACUUCCAGCAACCAGCUGAUGCUGAAAGAGCAUUGGACAGUAUGAACUUUGAUGUGCUGCGGGGAAGACCAAUUCGGAUCAUGUGGUCACAACGUGAUCCAUCUCUCCGUCGCUCUGGUGUUGGUAAUAUCUUCAUCAAAAACCUCGACAAAACUAUUGACAACAAGGCCAUGUACGACACAUUCUCUGCAUUUGGCAACAUCUUGAGCUGCAAAGUUGCUCAGGAUGAGGCUGGCAACUCUAAAGGAUAUGGGUUUGUCCACUUCGAAACUGAAGAGUCUGCUGUAAAUGCAAUCACCAAAGUCAAUGGCAUGUUGCUCAAUGGGAAAAAGGUCUUUGUCGGCCGUUUUAUUCCACGCAAAGAUCGUGAGCGUGAGUUGGGAGAAAAGGCCAAAUAUUUCACAAAUGUUUAUAUCAAGAAUUUUGGUGAUGAAUUUGAUGAUGAAAAACUGUUUGAAUGCUUUUCUAAGUAUGGAAAAGUUACUUCUCACAAGGUCAUGUCAAGUGACGAUGGAAAAUCGCGAGGGUUUGGUUUCGUGUGCUAUGAAGAUCCUGACGCUGCAGAAAGAGCCUGUGAUGAUAUGCACGCUAAGGAUAUGAAUGGCAAAACCUUAUUCGUUGGUCGUGCACAGAAACGCAAUGAACGUCAAACAGAACUUCGUCGUAAAUUUGAACAAAUGAAAAUAGAACGCCUUAAUCGUUAUCAAGGCGUCAACCUGUACGUCAAGAACUUGGAUGACACCAUCGAUGACGAACGCCUUCGCAAGGAAUUUGCACCAUACGGAACCAUCACCUCGGCUAAGGUUAUGACAGAAGGAGGUCGCAACAAGGGAGGUUUCGGUUUCGUUUGCUUUUCAUCACCGGAAGAGGCAACCAAAGCCGUAACCGAGAUGAAUGGCCGUAUCUUGGUUUCCAAACCUUUGUACGUAGCCUUGGCUCAACGUAAGGAAGAUCGUAAGGCUCAGCUCGCAUCGCAGUACAUGCAGCGAAUGGCCGGCAUGCGUAUGCAACAAAUGGGUCAGAUGUUCCAACCGGGUGGUCCUGGUUACUUUAUGCCCGCUCCAAUUCAGCCGCAACGCUUUUACACUCCAGCUCAGAUGGCACAAUUCCGUGCCACUCCUCGCUGGUCUGCUCAACCUCAGGUUCGCCCAACAGCCCAGCUUAACCAACAAGGUGCCGGAUAUCCCGUUUCAGCACAGUACCGUGGUGGAGUUCCCCCUCGUGGUCAACCUCCCGUUGUCCGCUCGAUGCAGUCGGCCCGUCCCAUCACUGGUCAACAGCCGAUGGUGCCCCAAGGAAUGCCUGGCCGUUCCCUCGGUAUGCCCUCCGGUGGACCAGUCAUGCCUCAACCACGCCCCGGAUUCAAAUUCACUCCAGCCAUGCGAAAUCCACCCACACAAGGCUCUCUUCCAUCGAACGCCAUGGGUGGAUCAGCUGCCGGUGGAAUGCAACAAGCGCUCGUUGUGCAAGGGCAGGAGCCGUUGACUGCAUCCAUGUUGGCCUCAGCUGCUCCUCAGGAUCAGAAGCAAAUGCUUGGAGAGCGUCUUUUCCCUCUUAUUCAGCGCAUGUAUCCCGAUAUGGCUGGAAAGAUCACCGGCAUGUUGUUGGAGAUCGACAAUUCGGAGCUGUUGCACAUGUUGGAACACAACGAAUCACUCAAAGCCAAGGUGGAUGAAGCCGUCGCCGUACUCCAGGCUCACCAAGCUAAACAAGUGGCUGCGCAAGUUGCUUCAGUUGUUCAACCAAAAGAGGAAUAAAGAAGAAAGAAAUAAAAGAAAAAAUUCACAAAAAAAUGGCAAAACUUAAAAAAAUCCACUAAAAGUUUUUUUUUCUUCGUCAACGACACGAGUUAUUACGCAACUCUUUCCUUCUGUUCUUUAUCUUGAUGUCAUCGACCACCUUUGAAGAGAACCUCCUGGUCGCCCAGCCUUCUUUAUUUUUCGCUUAUUCUAUCCAACUUUUUCUUUAUUUUCUGUUUUACUUUCCUUCUGUAUGAUUUCCUCCUUCAUUUGUAAUCCCAUUCAGGUUGUGGGUUAUACUUUCAUUACAAUUUCUUCUUGUACUGGUAUAAUUCCGAAAUACAAGAAAUGGGUUUCAGGCUAAAAAAAAAAGAAAAAACAAAAAAUAUAAA
Molecule: messenger RNA, 2587 nt
Organism: Daphnia magna
Lineage: Eukaryota; Metazoa; Arthropoda; Branchiopoda; Diplostraca; Daphniidae
Gene: pAbp
Product: polyadenylate-binding protein 4-like
Cellular component (GO): ribonucleoprotein complex
Molecular function (GO): RNA binding
Source: RefSeq, a predicted model, not a curated record